GAAUAUUAACAGUAACCUAGUUAACUUAAGAUAAGAUCAUUGGAAAAAAAACAACAUGAAAUUCUUUAUAAUCUUAACAUUACUCAUUUUCAUUUCCCUAACCACUUGCAAAAUCAUACACAUACCCACCGCCUUGCCACCCCAUAAAUGUGCCUACAGCUGUCCGAACUCUGAUCUGACACUAUGUGCCACUAAUGGCCAGUGUAAGCAGGAAUUUCAAGGAGAAUGCCUAAUGAGUGCCUACAAUUGUGAACAUCCUCAUAAACCGUUUGUUAUCAUUGAGGAUUGGAAGUGCAAACAGAGUGGUGCCGCAAAGUGUAGAGAAAAUGAGUUGGAAAUUUAAUAUAAAGGAAAAGUCAGACCUGCAGUUAGAUAGCUAUAGAACAAUAAUAACAAACACAUACAUACUUAGUUUGUAUAUGGAAAUUUUAAAUUAAUUAGAUAAACUUGGUGUAAAGCUGUACCAGUUUUAUUAUCUUAUGAUAUCUACUACUUGCAGUAGUAGUAUGUUGUUAAUAAAAGCUUAAAGCUACAUCUAAAAUUUAGAGUUUUAGACAAAGUAAAA
Messenger RNA from Lucilia sericata (common green bottle fly), 565 nucleotides. RefSeq lists its product as uncharacterized. Bases 56 to 343 code for a protein of 95 amino acids. NCBI's taxonomy places the organism in Eukaryota, Metazoa, Arthropoda, Insecta, Diptera, Calliphoridae. The record is from RefSeq and is a predicted model, not a curated record. The transcript is spliced from 2 exons.